GAUUUGGUUUCCAUAACAACCAGCUCCAAACAUGCCUGCGCUGUGCAAGAUGUGGCUGGAAGCUUAUCCCUUGUCCCUGCUUGCCCUGAAGCAACACUGCAAGCGUCUGUAUUUUUAAAACCAUAGCUACCCACUUAUUUGCACUGUCAUUGAAGGGGGAGCAUUUUAUAAAUCCUGUCCCUGCAUCAGUGACCGAGCUAGAGGCCAUCUUGGAUGUGAGAAUUUUGUCCUGAGUUUUGGAGCACUUCAGAUACCAGGAGGAAAUGCCAUCUAAGUACUUCCAAGAACGCGACAAACGGAGGUUCUCCGAUUCCCUUAACAGCCAGCGCUGGAGAUUCUUGAAAAGGGGCCUGGAUGAUUUCAGGAGUGGUUUCCCACCGCCUACGGGCAACAUCAUCCUUUGUGGCACAAAGGGGCCUGCACCAAUUGUGCUGGGUAAUCUCACAUCUGAUGCUACACGCAUGGCCCGGAACAAGGGAAGGAAAAAAUGCACCAAAAUCCAAGUCAGCCCUUCAAAGCUCAGUCCGUUGCAGAAAGCCAGGAGAGAUCUCAUUGCACAGACAGAAUACUGCCUGAGCCAACACCCUCUAGCUCUCUACCCUCAUCUGGAAGACAGUGUCCCUCCAGAGCUUUUCGAGGAGGUUGUGGCCAUUCUGGACCCUGAGAUGCACGUGAAUAAUGAAGCUGGAUACAAGGACUGUGACGGGGAGAGCCACACUCCUCAGAAACUUCAGCCCCAGCAGGAGGAGGAAAGGGAAAGUAAAGAAAUGUCUUCCAAGCCAUCAGCACUCAGCAAGAAGGCCAAAGGCAAGAAUGCACAGUACACCUACCUGUCCAAGAAAGAGGUAGCAGCAAGAGAAAAGAAAGCCAGUCUGAGCUACAGUCCUCUGCUAGAUGAAAAUGUAAGGCGAGUGACUAAGGAGUUUUGUGACUGGGUGGCUUCUCUGGAAGGCGAAAAAUACAAGGUAGACGAAGCCACCAUUCUGAGCUUGUUUGACACUAGAUAUGAAAGCAAGCCAGUGCUUUCUGUGCCCAUCCAUGUUGUGGAACUACACAAUGUACCAGCAGAACUGAGAAAGUAUGUGAGUGUUUCACCUCCAUCGACUGCUGUCAAGAGUCCUCUUCACACCAGAUGCCACCCAUGCCUUGCCAAGGACCCAUCCCAACCAAAACGGGAGAAGAUCAGAUAUGGCGCCUGGUACCUUGAACCAAAAACAUGGAGAAAACAAAGAGCAAAUGAACCUUUAGAGGAUCCAAAUGCAACAGUUGAUACCUUUCAGAUUUUAAGGAACCAGCUUAGUGCAAAGGAUGCAGAAUUCAUGCAGCUCCAUGGAACACGGGCUUUUCAGGAAUUCCUCGAAAGGAAAGGCUACCGGAAGCCUGCAUUUCUUCUGCAGAUGCUGGCUGCCCAGGAUGCUAACAGAGCACAAGAGUGGACUUCAAAGGGCUUCAAGAAAGAAUCUCUGAAGAAACCUGAAGGGAUCAGAGAAGGUUCUUCCUCCACAAUUGUUAAUUAACACAGACCUUAUUCACAGGAAACACAAGUACUAGUGAAACUGCUCCAGGAAGCUCCAAUAAUAGUAAUCUCAAAGAGAGUUUGAUUGUUUCCUUUUUUUAGAAAAUGUUAUAGUCAAAUAUAGUUUAAAGAGAACUACUCGAAUUAAUAAAUUCAAGACAUAUGCCAGCUGUCCUGGCUGCUCAUCCAUUGUAAAGGCUGGCUGGGACACUCUGUUACAUUCUAGGGUAUGUCUUCCUGAGGAAUCCCGAAA
This is a messenger RNA of Pelodiscus sinensis (Chinese soft-shelled turtle), 1769 nucleotides long. Its product is annotated as protein FAM47E-like. The record is from RefSeq and is a predicted model, not a curated record. Gene Ontology annotation, biological process: transcription initiation-coupled chromatin remodeling. NCBI's taxonomy places the organism in Eukaryota, Metazoa, Chordata, Testudines, Trionychidae. Gene Ontology annotation, cellular component: chromatin.